UUCUUCUUCAUCUCGUUCUUUCUAUCCUUACUGUAUCUUGGCCAAAAUGACAACAAAAUCCCUUCAUGGUAAGAAUGCUAUUAUCACCGGCGCCUCCCGCGGAAUUGGCCGAGGAAUUGCAUACGAACUCGCAUCUCGUGGCGCCAAUCUCCUCCUCACGUAUCAGAACGCCCGUACGCAAGCGGAUGCGGUGGUUUCGGAUCUUAUCCAGCGCCACGGAGUGGACGUCUUUGCCGUCCAAGCUCAAGGAAGCGACAUCGACGCGCCUCGGCGCAUUGUCCAAGCAGCCGCCGAACGUUGGGGCGGAAUCAUCGAUAUCAUUGUCAACAAUGCUGGAGCCAGGGAAGACUAUCCAUUCGAAGAUAUGACCCACGAGGUUUGGGAGGCGCAGAUUGCAACAAAUCUACGCUUCCCUAUCUUCUUAAUCAGAGAAGCAGCACCGUACUUCGGCAAGGCUCCGCGGAUUGUCAACUUCUCCAGCAGCUACGCGCGAGACGGCCAUCCGGGAUGUGCAGCAUACGUGGCUUGUAAGGGAGCUAUAGAGAGCGUGACACGGUCGCUGGCCAAGGAAUUGGGUCAUCGAUACAACGCGACCGUGAACAGCGUCAGUCCGGGCCCGGUCAACACGGAAUUAUGGAAACGAAGCAUCGAGGACUCAGAGAUUCGUCAAGAAUGGGAUCAGAUUGUGAAGAAUACGCCCGCGGCCCCUAGAGUAGCAGAGGUCGACGACAUUGCACAGAUUGUGGCAUUUCUCGUCGAAGAAACCAGUCGAUGGGUUACAGGAAGUGUUGUAAACGCGAAUGGGGGCUUACUUUUUAACUGAGCAAAAAGGAUGAUGACACAAUAGUAUUAUU
Molecule: messenger RNA, 854 nt
Organism: Aspergillus homomorphus CBS 101889
Lineage: Eukaryota; Fungi; Ascomycota; Eurotiomycetes; Eurotiales; Aspergillaceae
Product: SDR family NAD(P)-dependent oxidoreductase
Exons: 1
Coding region: 47-823 (258 amino acids)
Molecular function (GO): oxidoreductase activity
Source: RefSeq, a predicted model, not a curated record